AUGGGCCCCUGUACCGCCUCCCCAUGCUGCUGCCAGGCCCGUAAUCUGCCAUGGGCCCCCCCCGUACCAACUCCUCAUGAUGCUGCCAGGCCCGUAAUCUGUCAUGGGCCCCUGUACCGCCUCCUCAUGCUGCUGCCAGGUCCAGAGUGUGUCAUGGGUCCAUGUACGGCCUCCCAUUGCUGCUGUCUCCAUCGCCACACUCUGCCAUGUGCCACUUUCAGGUCUCCUCACACUGCUGGUGGUUUCCAUUUUUGUCAUAGAUUGCUGUAUGGCCUCCCAAUUUAGCUGCCUCCCACCGCCACACUGUGGCUCCACACUCUGGUUUUGGCCCCGUGACUGCCCAAAUGAGUGAAGUGUGUGGCGGUGAUUCUAAGAUCGACGGCACUCAUCUGCAUGUCAUACUGACUGUCAGUAUUAUUUCUCUUCCCCAGCAGACUCCAAGGGCAUUUAAAUUAAAGGUACAGUGUUCUGCACUAAUAUAA
Staurois parvus is the source of this 482-nucleotide messenger RNA. The record is from the annotation of a GenBank genome assembly. NCBI's taxonomy places the organism in Eukaryota, Metazoa, Chordata, Amphibia, Anura, Ranidae.